AUGAAGUUCUUCACCAUCGCCCUUCUCUCUUCCGUUAGCACCGUCAUGGCUAUUGACUGCUUCUGCGUUACCACUGACGAUGACGUUGCCGCUGGUCGGCUUCCUCAGCGCACGUUCAGGCUCAGUGGUCGUUGCGAGGAACUCGGAGGGAAACCUGAUAUCGAGUCACGUACUUGCGAAUUACUCCCGGAUGCUGCUGCUUUCACUGAGGCGGAUUGCAACGCUGACUCUGGCGACAGAGUCCUUGUUCCCAACUGCUUUGCUUCUGUUCUCUAA
Fusarium odoratissimum NRRL 54006 is the source of this 276-nucleotide messenger RNA. RefSeq lists its product as uncharacterized. Bases 1 to 276 code for a protein of 91 amino acids. The record is from RefSeq and is a predicted model, not a curated record. NCBI's taxonomy places the organism in Eukaryota, Fungi, Ascomycota, Sordariomycetes, Hypocreales, Nectriaceae. The transcript is spliced from 2 exons.